GCAUGCAUCGCACGCCUUGCCCAGCGCUGCCCUACUCCUUGGGGGCCUUCUGAGGUGGCCUGGCCUCCCCCUGAGAGUGACCAGAAGCUCUUGAGCACUGGGCACCCUCUUGGACUGGUGAUGUGAACUGGAUUAACCAGGUUUGGACUUCCUAAAAAUCCUUUCGCAGUGACCAGCCCCACUUGCUAACGUGACAUAAAGCAGCUCCUUCCGCCCUCCCUGCAGUGACUUUGGCCAGGAGUGGAGUGGCAGGCACAGAGGUCCGUCAAUGCCGCCCCUGGCAGGAUCCCAGGAACGGUGGCAGCCAUGCUCCCCCCUGGCCCCCCGCGCUAAGCUGCAUGGUGUGGGUGCCCUUGGGACCCCAGAGGACUGACUGUCUGCCCUUGCUUCACGCCCCCGACAUCAACUCCUCCAAGAUGUCUCUCGAGUGGCUGGUGGCCUGGAGCUGGUCGCUGGAUGGCCUGAGGGACUGCAUCGCCACGGGCAUCCAGUCUGUGCGGGACUGCGACACCACCGCCGUGGUCACCGUGGCCUGCCUGCUGGUCCUGUUCGUGUGGUACUGUUACCACGUGGGCCGGGAGCAGCCCCGGCCCUACGCCUCCGUCAACUCGCUCAUGCAGGGCCCCGACGCCGGCGGGCUGCAGAACGGCUACGUGUACUGCCAGUCCCCCGAGUGCGUGCGCUGCACCCACAACGAGGGCCUCAACCAGAAGCUCUACCACAACCUGCAGGAGUACGCCAAGCGCUACUCCUGGUCCGGCAUGGGCCGCAUCCACAAGGGCAUCCGCGAGCAGGGCCGCUACCUCAACAGCCGGCCGUCCAUCCAGAAGCCCGAGGUCUUCUUCCUGCCCGACCUCCCCACCACACCCUACUUUUCCCGGGACGCACAGAAGCACGACGUGGAGCUGCUGGAGCGGAACUUCCAGACCAUCCUGUGCGAGUUUGAGACCCUCUACAAGGCUUUCUCAAACUGCAGCCUCCCGCAAGGAUGGAAAAUGAACAGCACGUCCAGCGGGGAGUGGGUCACCUUUUACUUGGUCAAUCAGGGGGUUUGUGUCCCCAGGAACUGCAGGAAGUGCCCACGGACGUACCGCUUGCUCGGAAGCCUUCGGACCUGUAUUGGGAACAAUGUUUUUGGGAAUGCGUGCAUCUCCGUGCUGAGCCCUGGGACUGUGAUAACGGAGCACUAUGGCCCCACCAACAUCCGCAUCCGAUGCCACUUAGGUCUGAAAACUCCCAGCGGCUGUGAGCUGGUGGUGGGGGGAGAGCCCCAGUGUUGGGCAGAGGGCCGCUGCCUCCUCUUCGAUGAUUCUUUCCUGCACACUGCAUUCCACGAAGGUUCAGCAGAGGAUGGCCCACGGGUGGUUUUCAUGGUGGAUCUGUGGCAUCCAAAUGUCGCAGCCGCCGAACGGCAGGCCCUGGAUUUCAUCUUUGCUCCGGGACGAUGAGAACAUUCCCGUGCUGGAGCCGGCGAGAGUGGCCGCGGGUCAGCAUGGGCAGUCUGGGGUCCGGUCUGGCCCCCCGCAUUGCGAGUCCACGCUCAGAAACCUGCCUCAGCAGAGAGCUCUUCGUGGGAUUUUUACAUCGCGUUGGGUCCCGCUUUCCUUUGGUUGUUGUAAAUGGGAAAUUUUCAGCUUGUAUUUCCUUAGAUUUUUUUCCUUCCGAUCAUCUGCUUCUGCGAUUCCUUUCUGCCUAAUAGUGCGUUACUUUGCUCCGUGACCAGAGGCGGUGCCCCUCUCGUCUGUGUCGUGUUGCUCCGUGGUUUUUUCAGUGCUCUGAAAUAGAGUAACCAAAUGGUUAUUUGUCUGAAUGUAAUAAUGUAAAACUUCUUGUGGUCAUCUUAAAAGAAAACAACAAAAACAAAACAAAAAAUGGCAAACUGGAGAGCUGGAGAACUUGGCCUCUGCUGCCGUCACAGUCACACAGGGGACCCUUCAGCCGCCCCAGGGCAGGGGAGAGAUGCAGUCCCCGCCGGCCGGCCGGCCUCGCGGGCAGGGUGGACACGGUCAGGGGCGGUGCACGGCGUCAGGCCUGGGGAAGCUGUCCCCGUCACUCACCUCGCCCCAAACCCUGUCAGGUCCCCGAUGGCAAAGAGCAUUCGGCGGGUGGGACUGGAGGCUUUUCUGUCAACCUUGCUUUCCUACAAAGCCGAGGCUGGAGUCCUCGAGAGCCAAGGUGGGGCUCCCACGGAGCAGCCGCGGAACGUGUAAUUCACUUACCUCACUGCCUACAGAAGCCCCACUGCCAAACCGGGCCUGGAAACUUCCCCGUUUGAGUGGUUUUGAGUCCACGGUGAUGAAUGUUAAGCCAACCCAGGUUGGCUGAUAGGAGCUGUGGUGGGAUAAGACCUCACUCAUCCAUUGACCUCUGGGAAAGCCUUUCUCUGGCAAACUGGAAUCGUAGAUCCGACCAAAGUGUCUGUUUUGCUUUGGAGUUCUGUUGCCUCUGAUUUUCCAUUUAUUUGUCUGUACAUAAAUGUUCGAACCCUGGCCUCGGAGAGAGUGGGCCCUGUGUCUCUGUCACUGCACAGGUGCCAAGUGACGGCGACCUAAGCCAGGGUAUGUGACACUGGGAGGACUACAGACCCAGAGGACCGCCAGUCGCGGUGCUGGCUUUUGGUCUCCUGUGAAGGACGGGGCCAGUUUGAGGCGCUAAGUCUAGAAACAGCCUCCUGUUAGCCCAUGUGUGAGAGCGUAGCCUCCAGCCGUACUAGAGAUGCCUUUCUUGAAUAAUGAAUGAUGGCAGUGUCGGGUUUAUAAAGCCGUGGAGCGGUGUAGAAUCUACGGCUUGUCACACGUGCGGGUCCCGUGUUUAUGUCCGAGUGGAGACCAGCAGCUUCUGUGAGGAGCAGGCGUCAGAAGUGAACACGAUCUGAAAUGCGCUAGGUAGUUCCUAGCAAGUGGGCAAAGAAAACGUGUCUACAUUUGAGUAAAAUUUCCACGCAGAUAUUUUUCAGUGAUUCGAAUGCAGGAAAGAGCAGAAAUUUCAAACACACCUGAAGUCUUUUUACUCAUUAAGUAUCUUGUUCAAGAACCACUGAGGUGCAUGAUUUCUGUACAUACUGACCGCUCUACGUUUACAGAGCCAGCAGCCCACACGGGUACCUGGCUGCCUGUGCGCACGUGACGUGGUUGGGGAGCAGGAGAUAAAUAAAGGAUCUUGCUGAAACCCGA
Molecule: messenger RNA, 3173 nt
Organism: Diceros bicornis minor
Lineage: Eukaryota; Metazoa; Chordata; Mammalia; Perissodactyla; Rhinocerotidae
Gene: ASPHD2
Product: aspartate beta-hydroxylase domain containing 2
Exons: 4
Coding region: 339-1448 (369 amino acids)
Source: RefSeq, a predicted model, not a curated record